Arthroderma uncinatum is the source of this 1416-nucleotide messenger RNA. RefSeq names its product nitrogen permease regulator Npr2. Lineage: Eukaryota; Fungi; Ascomycota; Eurotiomycetes; Onygenales; Arthrodermataceae. Bases 1 to 1416 code for a protein of 471 amino acids. Gene Ontology annotation, molecular function: GTPase activator activity. The transcript is spliced from 4 exons. Gene Ontology annotation, biological process: positive regulation of autophagy; negative regulation of TORC1 signaling. The record is from RefSeq and is a predicted model, not a curated record. Gene Ontology annotation, cellular component: GATOR1 complex; vacuolar membrane.
AUGAAAUCACCCCGAUAUGACCGCAACGAAUUCAUCUUCAAUUUUUGCGUCGUUCUCAGUGAAGAGGACGAAUGGGGGACAUAUAAGAGUGUAGUGCAAAAGCUGGCGCACUUGCUAUGUGGGCUUGAAGAGCAGUCGGGUUUCCUGUCCAAGGAUACGUCCAAGGACGGCGAGGGGAAGGUAUAUAGUUUGUGCGAGACUCUGAUGGAAGACUUGAAUAAUUAUUACGAGUGCAUGAUUCCAAUUGAUGAAUUGAAUACUCUAAACGUCAAACUGUUUCCGCUAUAUCCCUCCCCGCCCAUUGUGAAAGCAUGGCAUGUUCCGCUUUUCACUGUUCGGUGUGAAACGUUUAUGGAUGAAAACUGGGACCUAACUAUGAGAAGGAUUGUUCCUUAUAUAAAUGGGAUCAACAGUGUUCAUAAAAUCUCCAUCCUAUCGGAUGCAGACUUCACCCUCACCUGCCGUGCAAUUCGCCAUCUAAUCUACUACGGAUGCGCCUUUCUUCUGGAUAUAUUUUCCUUCUCGGCUAUAUACGCUCCUACAGCCGAGUUUAGCUCUACUAUUGUCCCGGACAAGCAGAUGCAAUGCGAAUGCGCGCGGUAUGUUAAUAUACGUUUUGCACCCAUUGGUGGCCCCUCGCCAGUGCCAAAAUCGACAUCUGGCGCAGCUACCUCUGCAUCCGCAUCACACCACAAAGGCUCAGUGCCCCGCUCAAGCCAUGGAAUAUCUAUGGCUAGUGAUGACCCAUGGAUAGAACACGAUAGCAUCUGGCCAAAGAUCGAUACUUCAAUCCCGUCAGCGUCAGGGGAGGGCGCGAGCAAAUUUAAUUCCAAGACGAUUGUCGAUGGUGUCGGUCUUGUUGAAUUAUACGCGAGCCUGAGACAGGGCCAGACAGUCAAACAAUGGUAUCUGAAACAUAUGCGUGAACUCGCAAAUAUUGAUAGCCAUCACCAUCAACGGAAACCAUCAAACCAAUUCCCUUCAUCGUCUCCAAUGGCUGGAUAUAACUUGGGAGCAGCAACUGCGGGAGAUAUAGGCAGUGUAUCUUCUCAUUCAUUCACCCGUGACCGCCAUGGGUCAACCGCAAGCAAUAUAGAUCCACUGUCGACUAGCAAACCUCUGUCGAAAUCUGCGUCUACCCUCUCUCCUCGAGACAGGAUACGUAGCCGUCGUCCCCUUCGUCGAUAUGACGAUGAAGGGAAUGAUGGCGAUGAGGAGGAGUUCGACGACGAUGACUCGGAUGCGGAUGAGUACGGCGAGGGAAGUGACUAUGGUAUAGAUAAUAAGACUCUGGCCAAACAUUUGGACGGGACACAUUGUUUCGAUCAGAUUUGCACAGAACUGGAGAUUACCGAUAAAGAGCUUACCUCGAGACUGAAGCGGUAUCCUCGAGAGGUUGUUAUAAUCCACUCUUAA